Molecule: messenger RNA, 690 nt
Organism: Acanthoscelides obtectus
Lineage: Eukaryota; Metazoa; Arthropoda; Insecta; Coleoptera; Chrysomelidae
Source: the annotation of a GenBank genome assembly
AUGAUCCCAAGGGAAGUGAAAGUGGAUGAUGAGAUAUUUAGAAGAAGAGAAAGGAAACUCUGCAAAUUGACAGCCAUUCCAAAAUGGAUAGAAACGUGCCCAGAAACACCAGAAAGCAUAAAGAAAACAAUAGCCUCAACGUUAAGCAACCAAUUAGAAAAAGCAAGAGAAAUACAAAGUAUAAAAUGGGACCAAACAACAUUCAUCAUUGGGGAGACAUCAUAUACCAGACUUGCGGUUCCAACAAACCCAGACUGUGUUGAGAUUCCAAAGGAAUUAAGGAAGCCAGCAUUAGCUGAAGUGCUUAAUCUGGAGAAUUAUAUUGAAUAUGAGGAGGUACCAGAUUAUUAUAUUGAGAAGGUCCAAGAAAUAAUAGGACCAAAUGCAAUGGAUUUAAGCACUAUUCCAACAAUAGUUAAUUAUGUUCAAUCUCAACUUGAUCCAAAAGUGAGACAUCUACCAAUUAUGCCUGGAAUGGACCCAAAAGAAGUUCAUCUGCUUCAUGCAAUAGUUCAGCCGAACUACCGAAUAAUUGGGUUGGGCGCAUUCUUCACACAGAAAACAAGUCAAAAUCAAAUACUAACGGAACUGUGUAUGAAUAUACUCCAUCAUGUGUCUAUAAUAGGGUUGACAUCCUCCAAAUACGGAAAUAUCUUGCAUCAUCAUACAUCCACGAUUACCCUGCUAUAA